CUCCAGGGACGCUUCAAGUUGAAGGGGAUGUACCAAGAUGGAGACCUUAUCAUUGGGGGCCUGUUUGCAUUUCAUCUCAUCACAGUGUUCCCAGUAUUGAACUUUAAAAGCGAACCGGAACAGUCACAUUGUGAGCGAUUCUAUAUGGCAAGUUUCCAGCAGGCACAAACUAUGGUAUAUGCCAUAAAUGAGAUCAAUAACAAUCCUAAACUGUUGCCUAACAUCACACUCGGUUAUCAUCUGUAUGACAACUGUGUGAAGCUUGGACUGGCAUUCAGGUCUGCAACUGCCCUGCUUAGUGGGACAGAUGAGAUUGUUUCCAAUUUUAACUGUACUGGCCCUCCUCCAGUAAUUGGAAUUGUGGGCGAUCCUGGAUCUACUCACUGUAUAGCAAUAUCCAGUGUGCUGGGACUGUUUCGAAUACCUAUGGUUAGCUACUAUGCCACCUGCUCAUGUUUGAGUGACAGGAAAAAGUACCCCUCUUUCUUCAGAACAAUCCCCAGUGAUGCCUUCCAGGUGAGGGCUAUGAUUCAGAUUUUGAGGCAUUUUGGAUGGACUUGGGUUGGUCUUCUCUACAGUGAUGAUGACUAUGGCAUCUAUGCCGCUCAGUCCUUCCAAAAGGAAGUGCAGAUUUUUGGAGGUUGUGUUUCUUUUUCUGAAAUCUUGCCUCUUGAUAACAACCACGUAGACAUCCAGCGCAUUGUACAAGGGAUUCAGGCCUCUACAGCAAGAGUGGUGGUGGUGUUCUCCACAGAAGCCUAUCUGCUGCCUUUGAUGGAUGAGGUGGUAUUGCAGAAUGUAACAGGCAGGCAGUGGAUUGCAAGUGAAGCUUGGGCCACCUCAUCUGUGUUUCACACUCAGCAUCUUUUGCCCUUUCUAGGAGGCACUCUGGGCAUUGCCAUCCGUCGAGGAGAGAUUCAGGGACUUCAGGAAUUUCUGCUACGCCUCCAUCCUGACAGCAAUUUGAGAAAUAAUAUGGUGAGAAUCUUCUGGGAGAACAUGUUUGGGUGCACCUUUGACACUGGAGGUAGAGAGGGAGAGAAAAUGUGUACAGGACAGGAAGAUUUAAGCAGCACAGAAACAGCAUACAGUGAUGUUUCAGAGCUGAGGGCCUCAUAUAAUGUGUAUAAGGCAGUUUAUGCCCUGGCACAUGCGCUUCAUGACCUGAUGCAGUGUGAGGAGGGGAGAGGACCAUUCAGUGGGAACAGAUGUGGCGAUAUAACAAACCUUAAACCCUGGCAGCUGGUUCACUACCUACAGAAAGUGAACUUCACCACAGACUUUGGGGAUCAUGUGUCAUUUGAUAAGAAUGGAGAUGCUCUGGCCAUAUAUGAUGUGUUGAAUUGGCAGCGAAACUCUGAUGGGUCAAUAAUUGCUCGAACGGUUGGUGUGGUAGACGAAGGUGCAGCAAGAGGGAAGCCUCAACGGUCUGUGUGCAGUGAGAGCUGCCCCCCAGGCACAAGGCGAGCCAGAAGGAAGGGCCUUCCUGUCUGCUGUUUUGACUGCCUGCCAUGUGCAGAUGGAGAGAUUUCUAAUAUUUCAGAUUCCAUUGAGUGCACAGUGUGUCCAGAUGAGUUCUGGUCCAACCCAAAAAAGGAUGAGUGUGUCCCGAAAGAAGUGGAGUUUCUAUCCUAUGAGGAACCUCUGGGCAUUUCCUUAAGCACUGCUUCCUUGCUUGGCACCUUCAUCUGUUCUGCAGUAGUUGUCAUAUUUGCACAUCACCGCCAUACUCCAGUUGUGCGAGCUAACAAUUCAGAGCUCAGCUUUCUGCUGCUGUUGUCACUCAAACUAUGUUUUCUGUGUGUUCUACUGUUCAUUGGCCGGCCUCAGUUGUGGACAUGCCAGUUAAGACAUGCUGUAUUUGGUAUAAGUUUUGUCCUGUGCAUCUCCAGCAUCCUGGUGAAGACUAUGGUGGUUAUAGCCGUGUUCAAGUCAUCUCGGCCAGAGGGCAAAGGAGCAAUGAAAUGGUUUGGAGCAGCUCAGCAAAGGUGCACGGUUCUGGUCCUAACAGCUCUCCAGGUUGUAAUAUGUUCAGUCUGGUUAUCAAAUGCAUCUCCAGUACCCCAUAAAAAUAACCAGUAUACCAGUUCCAAAAUAGUAUUUGAAUGUACUAUAGGCUCAGUGGCUGGUUUUUCCAUGCUACUCGGCUAUAUUGGCCUUUUGGCAGCAGUAAGUUUCCUGUUAGCCUUCCUUGCGAGAAAUCUGCCAGAUAAUUUUAAUGAAGCAAAGUUCAUCACUUUUAGUAUGUUGAUCUUCUGUGCUGUGUGGAUUGCAUUUGUUCCAGCAUUUGUGAGCUCACCAGGGAAAUAUGCAGUGGCUGUGGAGAUAUUUGCAAUACUGGCUUCCAGCUUUGGAUUACUGGUUGCCAUAUUUGCUCCAAAGUGCUACAUCAUUAUUGUACACCCAGAAAGAAACACUAAAAAAGCCAUCAUGGGAAGAACAAACUAA
Carassius gibelio (silver crucian carp) is the source of this 2448-nucleotide messenger RNA. Its product is annotated as extracellular calcium-sensing receptor. The record is from RefSeq and is a predicted model, not a curated record. Bases 28 to 2448 code for a protein of 806 amino acids. Gene Ontology annotation, biological process: G protein-coupled receptor signaling pathway. NCBI's taxonomy places the organism in Eukaryota, Metazoa, Chordata, Actinopteri, Cypriniformes, Cyprinidae. The transcript has 6 exons. Gene Ontology annotation, molecular function: G protein-coupled receptor activity. Gene Ontology annotation, cellular component: membrane.